CUUGGCCAGGAACCCCGCGACUUCACAACUUAUCCAAGUCAUCCUCCUCCUACGAUCUACACCCACACACCCCUUACCUCUCACCUUUGCUACCGCCGCUGCCCAACAUGGCCGACUCCCUCACCGAAGAGCAGGUCUCCGAGUUCAAGGAGGCUUUCUCCCUGUUUGACAAGGAUGGCGAUGGCCAGAUCACUACCAAGGAGCUCGGCACCGUCAUGCGCUCCCUGGGCCAGAACCCCUCCGAGUCUGAGCUUCAGGACAUGAUCAACGAGGUCGACGCUGACAACAACGGCACCAUCGACUUCCCUGAGUUCCUCACCAUGAUGGCGCGCAAGAUGAAGGAUACCGACUCCGAGGAGGAGAUCCGAGAGGCUUUCAAGGUCUUCGACCGUGACAACAACGGCUUCAUCUCUGCCGCUGAGCUGCGUCAUGUCAUGACUUCCAUCGGCGAGAAGCUUACCGACGACGAGGUUGACGAGAUGAUCCGAGAGGCUGACCAGGAUGGUGACGGCCGCAUUGAUUACAACGAGUUCGUCCAGCUUAUGAUGCAGAAGUAAGUGAUGAUACUUUGAUACCCGAACAACCCAUCACUCGGCCGCGCCAUCUCUGCACCCCCGCCGUCUACUGAUGGAGCGACGGGGUGGGUUGCUAGUGUGCAGGAUGUCCGGGAGGCCACGGGAAAUCUUGUGCGUUUAUAAUGG
Messenger RNA from Ilyonectria robusta, 701 nucleotides. Its product is annotated as EF-hand protein. Bases 108 to 557 code for a protein of 149 amino acids. The transcript has 7 exons. The record is from RefSeq and is a predicted model, not a curated record. Gene Ontology annotation, molecular function: enzyme regulator activity; calcium ion binding. NCBI's taxonomy places the organism in Eukaryota, Fungi, Ascomycota, Sordariomycetes, Hypocreales, Nectriaceae. Gene Ontology annotation, biological process: spindle pole body organization. Gene Ontology annotation, cellular component: central plaque of spindle pole body.